GCCGCCCGCGCCGCCUCCGCCGCCCUGCCCUACAACCUCAGCCUGGAGGUGGUGCCCGGCGCCCCCCGCCACCGCGACCCGGCCUCGCUGGCGCGCUGGCUGUGCCAGGCGCUGGUGGUGCGCGGGGUGGCCGCCGUCCUCGCCUUCCCCGCCUCCCGCCAGGAGCUCCUCCAGCUCGACUUGGCCGCCGCCUUCCUGGAGAUCCCCUUCGUCAGCCUCGUGGAGCGGGACGGAGAGGAGCCCCCCCUGCCCUUCGCAGCCCCGAAUCCGUUCCACCUGCGUCUGGAGAAGAGUGCCGACUUUGAAACCCUCCUGGACCUGCUGGCCGACGUCUUCCGCUCCAACCGUUGGCAGGAGGUCACGCUGAUCCUCUGCCGGGCCUGGGACGCCUCGGCCUUCUUGGACCUCUGGACCAGCCGCGCCGACCUCGAGCGGACGGCCAUGAUCGACCUGAGCCCCCUGGAGGAGCCCGAGGCGGCGCGCCACCUCCGCCGGCACCUGGAAGAGUUCCGGGAGCUGCCCGGGCCGGCUGUGCUUUUCGGCUGCGAUGCUCGGGCCUCCCGGCUGGUGUUCCGGACAGCCAAGGAGCUGGGGGUGACGCAGGAGUUCCACUGGGUGCUGGGCCUGCCCCAGGACGUGGAUGAGCUGCAGACGGAGGGGCUGCCCCAGGGGCUGCUGGCCUACGGGGAAGCGGACAGGCCCUCCCUGGAGCAGUACGUCCAGGACGCGGUGGAGCUGGUGGCCCGCGCCGUCUCUCAGGCCGUCUACAUCCGGCCCGACCUGGCCCUCAUCCAGAGCAUGGUGAACUGCAACGACAAGCACGCGGCCGGCAUCGAAUCCUCUGGACGCUACCUUUCCCAGUUCUUGGCCAACACGUCCUUCCGAGGCCAGACGGGCCAGGUCUUUGUUCGUAAGAUGUCUCGCAUCCACACCGAGCGCCGAUACAAGAUCUGGAGCCUGUUGCGGGAUUCGGUGGGCCAGCCCACGUGGGUGACGGUGGGCAGCUGGCAGGGGGGCGAGAUGGAGGCCGAGGAGGGCACCUGGCCGCAGCACCUGCAGCGCAAGCACCAGGCAGAGGGCACGGGGUUCUCCCGCAUGAAGCUGCGGGUGGUGACCUUGGUGGAGCACCCGUUCGUCUUCACCCGGGAGGUCGACGAAGAAGGGAACUGUCCGGCUGGGCAACUGUGCCUGGACCCUCGCACCAACAAUUCGGCGGUGCUGGACGCCCUCUUUGACGAGCUGAACUCUGAGAAUGGGUCCGUGCCCAUCGAGUACAAGAAAUGUUGCUACGGCUACUGCAUCGACCUUCUGGAGAAGUUGGCGGAGGACCUGCCCUUCGAUUUUGACCUCUACAUCGUGGGGGACGGGAAGUACGGGGCGUGGAAGAACGGCCGUUGGACUGGGCUGGUGGGAGACCUACUGAGUGGCACGGCCCACAUGGCUGUGACGUCUUUCAGCAUCAACUCAGCCCGUAGCCAAGUGAUAGACUUCACCAGCCCCUUCUUCUCCACCAGCUUGGGCAUCCUGGUGAGGAUCAGGGACACGGCGUCACCCAUCGGGGCCUUCAUGUGGCCGCUCCACUGGACCAUGUGGGUGGGCAUCUUCGUGGCGCUUCACCUGACCGCCCUCUUCCUCACCCUCUACGAGUGGAAGAGCCCUUAUGGGAUGACCCCCCAUGGCCGUAACCGCAUGAAGAUCUUCUCCUACUCCUCGGCCCUCAACCUGUGCUACGCGAUCCUCUUUGGGCGCACCGUCUCCAGCAAGACGCCCAAGUGCUGGACCGGCCGCUUCCUCAUGAACCUUUGGGCUAUCUUCUGCCUCCUGGUCCUCUCAAGCUAUACGGCCAACCUGGCUGCGGUCAUGGUGGGCGAGAAGACAUUUGAGGAGCUCUCGGGCAUUCAUGACCCCAAGCUGCACCAUCCGUCCCAGGGUUUCCGCUUCGGCACAGUCUGGGAGAGCAGCGCCGAGGAAUAUAUCAAGAAGAGUUUCCCAGACAUGCACGAGUACAUGAGACGGCACAGCGUCCCUACCACCCCUGCCGGGAUAACCAUGCUCAAGACCAACCCUCCCAAGCUGAACGCCUUCAUCAUGGACAAGUCUUUGUUGGACUACGAGGUCUCCAUUGAUUCAGACUGCAAACUGCUGACGGUGGGGAAGCCGUUUGCGAUUGAAGGCUACGGCAUCGGCCUCCCCCAGAACUCGCCUCUGACUUCCAACAUCUCCGAAUUCAUCAGCCGAUACAAGUCGGCCGGCUUCAUGGACCUGCUGCACGACAAGUGGUACAAGAUGGUACCCUGCGGGAAGCGUGUCUUUGCCGUCACGGAGACCCUACAGAUGGGGAUCUACCACUUCUCCGGGCUCUUUGUCCUGCUUUGUAUCGGUCUCUGUGGCUCGCUGCUCACCUCCUUGGGGGAGCACAUCUUUUUCCGCCUCAUCCUGCCCCGCAUCCGGCGCAAGAAGAAGUUCAACUACUGGCUCCAUACCAGCCAGAAAAUACACCGAGCUUUAAAUAUGAGUUUGGAGGAACAGAGGAUCAAGAGGCGAAAUCUGGAAAAAAAGUGCAACAUCGAGAAGAGUCAGGAAGAGCCGGAGGAGCCGCCGGCCAGCCAGCCCAGCUGGAACAACCUCCGCCGCGCCACGGUGAAGAAGGAGGACAAGCGGGUGCACUUCAACAUUGAGAAUCUGCCGGACGAGGCAUCCGAGGACGAGCGGGAGGCGCCGGUCUGGCACUGCAUGAACGGACAGGACCCCCAGCAGGCCAGCAAGGAGGCCCAGGAGAAGGAGCUGGAGGAACUGGAGGGCAGAAUCGCGGACAUGCGGGAGCAGCUCCGGGCCGCGCUGGUGCGGCAUCUGAUGCUGCCCCUGGGGCCGCCGCCCCCCAAAGCCCCCCGACUGCCCCCUGCCUUGAAGGCCCUGAUCAAGGAGAGCAAGGAAGAGAGGUGA
Molecule: messenger RNA, 2943 nt
Organism: Gekko japonicus
Lineage: Eukaryota; Metazoa; Chordata; Lepidosauria; Squamata; Gekkonidae
Gene: GRIN3B
Product: glutamate receptor, ionotropic, N-methyl-D-aspartate 3B
Exons: 10
Biological process (GO): synaptic transmission, glutamatergic; ionotropic glutamate receptor signaling pathway; modulation of chemical synaptic transmission
Cellular component (GO): plasma membrane; postsynaptic membrane
Molecular function (GO): NMDA glutamate receptor activity; transmitter-gated monoatomic ion channel activity involved in regulation of postsynaptic membrane potential
Source: RefSeq, a predicted model, not a curated record